Messenger RNA from Ylistrum balloti, 1671 nucleotides. RefSeq names its product MAP kinase-activated protein kinase 5-like. NCBI's taxonomy places the organism in Eukaryota, Metazoa, Mollusca, Bivalvia, Pectinida, Pectinidae. The record is from RefSeq and is a predicted model, not a curated record. Gene Ontology annotation, cellular component: cytoplasm; nucleus. The coding region runs from base 1 to 1479 and encodes 492 amino acids. Gene Ontology annotation, molecular function: mitogen-activated protein kinase binding; ATP binding; calcium/calmodulin-dependent protein kinase activity. The transcript is spliced from 13 exons. Gene Ontology annotation, biological process: protein autophosphorylation; Ras protein signal transduction; peptidyl-serine phosphorylation.
AUGUCAGAAGAUAAGAACUUGCUGAACCGGCCCAAUAAUGAAGAACCGAGAAUUAAGGCAUGUAUUGAAAUUAGAUGUGGUUGUGCUUCAACAUCAUCAAUUAUUGACGACUACAUUGUUCAGUGGAACCAGAAACUUGGUACAGGUAUCAGCGGCCCUGUAAGGCCAUGUACAAAAAGGAGCAGUUGCAAGAAGUUUGCCCUGAAAUGUUUACUAGAUAUCCCAAAAGCCAGGACAGAGGUGAAUCUACAUAAGAUGUGUAGUGGUCAUGACAACAUUGUGUCUAUGUAUGAUGUUUAUGCAAAUGAUAUACAGUUUCCAGGGGAACCACAUGCAAAACCCAGACUUCUUGUGGUGCUGGAGUACAUGCAAGGUGGAGAACUGUUUGACAGAAUCAGUAAAGAGAGUGGAUUCACUGAAAGGAAGGCAGCCAAGUACCUGAGACAGAUUGCAAAUGCAGUUCUAAGGUGUCACACCCUAAAUAUUGCCCAUAGGGAUUUGAAACCAGAGAAUCUACUGUUGAGAGACAAUACAGAGGAUGCUUUGGUGAAGCUCACAGAUUUUGGAUUUGCUAAAAUUGAUGAUGGAAAUCUACAAACACCUCAUUUUACUCCAUACUAUGUAGCUCCUCAGGUUUUAGAAGCACAUAAAUAUCAAUCAAAACAGAAGAGGGGAAUCAUACCUACCUCAAAACCAUAUACAUAUGAUAAGAGCUGUGACAUGUGGAGCAUGGGUGUCAUUUUAUACAUCAUGUUGUGUGGCUACCCUCCAUUUUACUCCGAGACACCCACCAGACAGAUCACAUCUGCCAUGAGGAGGAAGAUUCUAUCAGGGCAGUAUGAGUUCCCUGAAGAUGACUGGCAGUAUAUUUCAGAUUCUGCUAAAGAUGUUGUUAAAAGUUUACUACAUGUAGAUCCAUCAGUGAGAAUGAACAUCCAGGAAUUGCUUAGUCAUCCAUGGUUAAAUGAAGCACCAGAUACCAAACUACAGUCACCUGCUGUGUUCAUGGAUAAGAUUGGAAUGGAGGAUAUUAAGCUAGCACAUUCACAACACCUGACAAGUAUGAGAAUACCAGACAACAAUGUCACACUCAAACCUCUAACAGACACAGAAAACCCGAUAUUUCGUAAACGGAAAUUACGACAAAGCAGUAUUGAUGAAGACAAGGAAAGUCUUGAACCCUCACCUCAAAAGGUCAAGACUGACAACCUCAAGGUCAGAGCACUGAGGGACAUCAUAGCCUAUUGCAUUCUUCCCCCUAAAGUGGAUGAUGAUGAAAGUGUAUUGAACAACUUGGUAACCAAGGCCAUGCAGGAGUCAGAAACCAAAAAUGGAAUGUGUAGUGUUCUUGAUUCAUGGAAUUGGGAUGGUAAUAAGUUUCAGAAAAAGGUAGAAAAGGCCAAGUUGGCACAGGAACUGAGUGUGUUAGUAAGAAGUAUAACAGAGUCAAAUUCACACACAGAGGACCUGGAUUCCUGACAUAGAUUACAUUUGGAUCUGAUAUCUGUAUAUGUCAUCAUCAAAUUAACAAAAUGGCACAAAUCUCUAAUUCUUUGUCAUCAUAUAAUCAAUUUACUCUAAAUGGUGGUCACUGCUAAAGGGAAUAACCCUUUUUUUAACUGAACAAAGUACAAAUUUUCAUUUAUCUGUAUCCCUUAUUGAAUUCUAUUU